AGCUAUGAAUGGCUGACAGUGGUCAUAUGCAGCCUCGCUGCCGGUGCUGUUGGUCGUGGGUGCCCAUAUUGCCAUGGUUGGCGCGUUCCUGACCCAGAUGGUCGAGCUGGGCUGCCACUUGGCGUUAUUGGACGACUAGUGAGCGGGAGUCCGCGCGCAGCAGAUGCGGCUGUUGAUCGCGUCGAUCGUCGUGAGGUGGACGGCAGUAACCGUCUGCAAGUGCCCAAGGUGUCGGGCUGUCAUUGAUGGAAAGGUCAUCAGGCAGCCAUGGCGAGAAGGCUGGAUGGUAACGCGGCAUACGGGGGCUGGCCGAGUGGCUGCCAAUGAUGGGCGAGAAGCCUUGGUUGAUUUUGUGCUCACAUGUAACGAGAUACCCCGAAUGGUUGAUGGACUGCAGGUAGAUAGACCGACCGGUGCUCGGCACGUCGGCUAGAAUCAGUGUUAGUCAAUGCGAUGAUACCACCCACAUCCUUAGCGAGCCGUGGCAUG
Colletotrichum phormii is the source of this 489-nucleotide messenger RNA. RefSeq lists its product as uncharacterized. The transcript has a single exon. The coding region runs from base 164 to 433 and encodes 89 amino acids. Lineage: Eukaryota; Fungi; Ascomycota; Sordariomycetes; Glomerellales; Glomerellaceae. The record is from RefSeq and is a predicted model, not a curated record.